GCCACUGUCAACCAUGAAGCUCCCUCCGAGCUGCCGCCUGCUCCUGCUGCCGGUGGCCGCGGCGCUGACCCUGCUGGCCCUGCACGCCCGGCACUCGCUGCCCCCUCCCAGCACCACCGCCCCCCCCAGCCCGACCCCGCGCCCCGGCAACGCCACGGAGCCGCCGCGGCCGCCGCGGCACCCGCUGCAGCCGCCGUACCCGUACCCCUACCGCUUCCUGCUGAACCACCCCGACAAGUGCCGGGAGCGGGCGCCGUUCCUGGUGCUGCUGGUGGUGACGUCCCCGGCCGACCUGGCCGCGCGCGACGCCGUGCGCCGCACCUGGGGCGACGAGAGCGCCGUGCCGGGGCUGACGGUGCUGCGGCUCUUCCUGCUCGGCGUGCACCCCGUGUUCGGCGCCGAGCUGCGCCCCGUGCUGCAGGAGGAGGACGCGCUGCACGGGGACCUCCUGCAGCAGGACUUCCUGGACACCUACAACAACCUCACGCUCAAGACGCUGAUGGGGCUGGAGUGGGUGAGCCGCUUCUGCCCCAACGCCAGCUACGUGAUGAAGGCCGACCACGACGUCUUCCUCAACCUGGAGUACCUGGCGGGGCUGCUGCGGCCGCCCAGGACCGACUUCCUGACGGGCUACGUGUACCGCUGGACCGGGCCGCUGCGGAACCGCGCCUACAAGUGGUUCGUGCCGCGCGAGGUGUACCCCAACGACACCUACCCGCCCUACUGCGGCGGGCCGGCCUACGUGCUCUCGGGGGACCUGGCGCUGCGCGUCUUCGGCGUGGCGCAGACGCUGCCCGUCAUCAACAUGGAGGACGCCUUCGUGGGCAUCUGCCUGCACGCGCUGGGCGUGGCCGUCACCGACCCGCCGCCCGGCGCCUUCACCAUGUACCGGCUGGACUACGACAGGUGCCGCUUCUCCCGGCUCGUCAUGGUGCACCACUAUGGGCCCCGGGAGCUGCUCCGGGUGUGGCCGCACUUCCGCAACGCGUCCGUCAAGUGUCCCUAGGGCGGGGACGCGCCGGGCUCUGCCCGGCGUCCCCUUUCCGCUGGCUGUCACUGGGAGCCGCUGGUUGUAACUGGGAUCUCGCGGUGUCACUGGGAUCCAGACUGUAACUGGGAUCCACUGGCUGUAACUGGGAUCUCGCGGUGUCACUGGGAUCCACUGACUGUAACUGUCAUCCACUGGCUGUAACUGGGAUCUCACGGUGUCACUGGGAUCCAGACUGUAACUGGGAUCCACUGGCUGUAACUGGGAUCUCGCGGUGUCACUGGGAUCCACUGACUGUAACUGGCAUCCACUGGCUGUAACUGGGAUCUCGCGGUGUCACUGGGAUCCACUGACUGUAACUGGGAUCUCGCGGUGUCACUGGGAUCCACUGACUGUAACUGGCAUCCACUGGCUGUAACUGGGAUCUCGCGGUGUUACCGGGAUCCACUGGCUGUAACUGGCAUCCACUGGCUGUAACUGGGAUCUCGCGGUGUCACUGGGAUCCACUGACUGUAACUGGGAUCCACUGACUGUAACUGGGAUCCAGACUGUAACUGGGAUCUCGCGGUGUCACUGGGAUCCACUGACUGUAACUGGCAUCCACUGGCUGUAACUGGGAUCUCGCGGUGUCACUGGGAUCCACUGACUGUAACUGGCAUCCACUGGCUGUAACUGGGAUCUCGCGGUGUUACCGGGAUCCACUGGCUGUAACUGGCAUCCACUGGCUGUAACUGGGAUCUCGCGGUGUCACUGGGAUCCACUGACUGUAACUGGGAUCCACUGACUGUAACUGGGAUCCAGACUGUAACUGGGAUCUCGCGGUGUCACUGGGAUCCACUGACUGUAACUGGCAUCCACUGGCUGUAACUGGGAUCUCGCGGUGUCACUGGGAUCCACUGACUGUAACUGGCAUCCACUGGCUGUAACUGGGAUCUCGCGGUGUCACUGGGAUCCACUGACUGUAACUGGCAUCCACUGGCUGUAACUGGAAUCUCGCAGUGUUACCGGGAUCCACUGACUGUAACUAGGAUCUGCCGGUGUCACUGGGAUCUCCCAGUGUCACUGGGAUCCAGACUGUAACUGGGAUCUCUCGGUGUCACUGGGAUCCACUGGCUGUAACUGGGAUCUCUCGGUGUCAGUGGGAUCCACUGGCUGUAACUGGGAUCUCCCAGUGUCACUGGGAACCACUGGUGUUACCAGGAUCCACUAGCUGUAGCUGAGAUCCACUGACUGUAAAUGGGAUCCACUGGUGUCACUGGGAUCCACUGGCUGUAACUGGGAUCCCCUGGUGCUGUCCCUGGAGCAGCUGCUGCACCUCGGGGUCCCCCCGAGGCCGUUCCUGUCCCUCUGAGCCGCCGGAGCAGCUGCUCCAUCCAUUCACCGAGUCGCCGUUUGGUUAUCGAGGAUCCAUCAGGGCCGGGAUCCGCCCGGAUCUGGGAUCUGCCUCGCCGCGUUAACUUAUAUCCAAUGUUUUUAAUAAAAGGCCUGGAGCCUCGUCUGUG
Messenger RNA from Vidua chalybeata, 2490 nucleotides. Its product is annotated as beta-1,3-galactosyltransferase 2-like. Gene Ontology annotation, molecular function: N-acetyl-beta-D-glucosaminide beta-(1,3)-galactosyltransferase activity. NCBI's taxonomy places the organism in Eukaryota, Metazoa, Chordata, Aves, Passeriformes, Viduidae. The record is from RefSeq and is a predicted model, not a curated record. Gene Ontology annotation, cellular component: membrane. The transcript has 2 exons. Bases 14 to 1006 code for a protein of 330 amino acids.